AUGCAACAAGAUCAUCCAAAGAAGGACUUAAAAGAGAUGGACUUUUUCACUGAGUAUGGGGAUGCCAAUAGGUACAAGAUUCUAGAAGUUAUUGGAAAGGGAAGCUAUGGAGUUGUUUGUGCUGCAAUUGACACUCAUACUGGAGAAAAAGUGGCAAUAAAGAAAAUUAAUGAUGUUUUUGAGCAUAUUUCUGAUGCUAUUCGAAUCUUGAGAGAAGUCAAGUUACUUAGGCUUUUACGGCAUCCUGAUAUUGUUGAGAUUAAGCGAAUCAUGUUGCCACCCUCAAAGAGAGAAUUUAAAGACAUAUUUGUUGUUUUUGAGCUCAUGGAAUCUGAUCUUCACCAAGUCAUCAAAGCUAAUGAUGACUUGACACGGGAACACCAUCAGUUCUUUCUUUAUCAGAUGUUACGUGCACUGAAAUAUAUGCAUACAGCAAAUGUGUACCAUAGAGAUCUUAAACCAAAGAAUAUAUUGGCAAAUGCAAAUUGCAAGCUUAAAGUAUGUGACUUCGGGUUGGCAAGAGUAGCAUUUAGUGAUACACCAACAACUGUUUUUUGGACGGACUAUGUUGCUACGAGAUGGUAUAGAGCACCGGAGCUGUGUGGAUCUUUCUUUUCAAAGUAUACGCCAGCAAUUGAUAUUUGGAGCAUUGGCUGCAUCUUUGCUGAAAUAUUGACUGGGAAGCCAUUGUUUCCGGGUAAAAGUGUUGUUCAUCAAUUAGAUAUAAUCACCGAUCUUCUUGGGACGCCUUCAUCAGAAACCAUUUCUGGAGUGCGAAAUGACAAGGCAAGGAAAUACCUGACCGAAAUGAGGAAAAAACAGCCUGUGCCAUUUUCACAGAAAUUUCCAAAUGUAGAUCCGUUGGCACUCAGGCUACUUCAAAGGCUACUAGCAUUUGAUCCAAAAGAUCGACCAACUGCUGGAGAGGCAUUAGCUGAUCCUUACUUUAAGGGCCUAGCCAAAGUUGAGAGAGAACCUUCCUGUCAGCCAAUCUCGAAGUUGGAGUUUGAGUUUGAAAGGAGAAGGGUAACAAAGGAAGAUGUUCGGGAACUGCUACACCGUGAAAUACUGGAAUACCAUCCACAGCUACUAAAAGACUACAUGAAUGGAAAUGAAAGCACUAAUUUUCUCUAUCCUAGUGCCAUAGGUCAAUUUAGAAAGCAGUUUGCAUAUCUUGAAGAAAACAGUGGUAGAAGUGGACCAGUGAUACCUCCAGAGAGGAAGCAUGUCUCACUUCCACGGUCUACUGUUCACUCUAACAUAAUCCCUCCUAACAUGCAGUCAAAUUCAACCUCAUUUGACAACAGGCAAGUUACAGAAGAAGCUUCUAAAAAUUUUGGAGUAUCAGAUGCAAGUUUUGGAAAUCCAGCAAAGGUUGCAAGGGCCCCACCUCGAGUACCAUCAGCAAAGCCAGGGAGAGUUGUGGGAUCUGUUGUACCCUAUGAGAAUGGCAGAAACGUCAAAGAUGCCUAUGAUGCAAGGAUGGUUUAUAGAAAUGCAGUUCUCCCUCCCCAGACCGUCUCUCCACACUGCUUCUUCAGGACUAACACAAUGGUGCAAGAGAAGUCCAUCUCUGAGCCUGGAAAAGAUUCACAAGCCAAACAUCAACCUCCUCAAUGUAACAUGGCUGCCAAGCCAUCCUCCGGGAUGGUCAUGGAUGUGAACCCCAACCCAUAUUACCAACCACAAGCUAGGGUGGAGCAGUUAAAUGAGAGAAUUGCCAUUGAUGCAAAACUGCUGCAUGCACAAUCCCAGUUUGGACCGGUUGGUGCUGCUGCUGUUGCUGUAGCUGCUCAUAGGAAUGUGGGCACUGUUCAGUAUGGAUUAACCUAG
This is a messenger RNA of Dovyalis caffra, 1833 nucleotides long. Lineage: Eukaryota; Viridiplantae; Streptophyta; Magnoliopsida; Malpighiales; Salicaceae. The record is from the annotation of a GenBank genome assembly.